UCCAAAACUCGAGCAUCCAUUAACUUGAUACGAGUACGCCUUUCCAGUGGCUCAGUGGUCUGCCCCAUAAGCAGUUAUUAAUUUGCAUUUGAGUUCGAAACAAGUCGUUCAACUAUUAGCUCAACCUGCCGUCACUAUCUUUGCCUAGAUCUAUAUCACAUAUGAAAUAGGAAAUUCAAAUAUUCAGCACGACCAGUUUUCUACAAUUAGCACUGCCUGGAAAAUUAGAAAUUAAAAUAUUUGCGCUACCAAUAGGUGGACAGACAGAUGUGCCGUGUUAGCCGUACAAUAGAAAAUUAGCACCUGUGAAAUUGAAGCAUAAAGAGUCUGUCAAUACAGAUGAUCCACCAAAAGCGGUGACAAGCGAAUCUUUCGCGAGUUAACAACUAAAUCUUAUGACUGCAAAUUUUUCGCCAUGUUUGUCCUCGGAAAAUAAGGGCUAACAAUCAGAUAAUGGCAUAAAGCGAAGUGGAACUCAUUAUCUGUCUAUAAUCAACCUCCUUCUGGCUUAUCGAUAAGACUUUAAUCAUUGUAGGGCGUGAUUUGUGAUAUGAUAUCAGUGGAAAAUAUAUUAAACUUGGCUAAUUUAUUCAUGAAUGGAGUUAAAUCAAAAGAUAACAGAGUUACUUAAGAUGACUCAUUUCAGGUUCAUAACUAAACAUAAAGAUAAAUGUGACUGUUUUGUUUUGCAUAUAAUUGAAUAGAACAAAAAGGUGUCACGAGCUAAAGUUUUCCUACAUUCUCUUUUUAUAGCAAAAAAAUGUUCCAUUAGAGAGGCGCCACUGGAGCCAUGGUCAAUCCUUCACCAGCCCGAGGUGGAGAAUCCACUGCCCCCCACAUACUCCCCAAUGAGAUGGAGAACGAACUGGACAAGAGGAUGGCAUCAGCACCACCUGCAGCACCUGCGAGUAGCGAUGUCAUCGGGGAUGUCGUGGGCGACUUUGGCAUCUGGCAGCUGAGAACCAUCCUCAUCAUCUUUCUUUGCAAGAUCCCCGCCGCCUGGUUCAUGGCAUGCAUCAUCUUCACCGGACCGGAGCUCUAUCCCGGUUCGGAGUUCGCCUGCGACACCAGCUAUCUGGUUACCAGCAGUAACUCCAGCUUCAGUGUUUCGGACAACCAGUGUUAUGUCCUGGAGGAAUCAUCGGGAGUAAGAAGCGAGUGCCAGCAGUUCACCUACGACUCCAGCUUCGACUCCCUGAUCAUGCAGUUCAACCUGGUCUGCCUGAGAGACAUCUUCGUGGCCUGGACUCAGUACUGGCAUCUGUUUGGGGUCCUCGUGGGCGGCGUCAUGGGCACCAAGAUGAUGCUGGCCAUCAGUCCGAGGAGCACCUAUUGCGUGGGCGCCAUUGCCCAGAUCGGUUGCGGAGUGGUCACUGGAUACGCCAAGGAUUUCAGCCUGCACUGCGCAUUCCGCUGCCUCUCCGCCGUCUGCUGUGCGAUCAUGUUCACAAGUGGUCAGGCAAUAUUUGCCGACAUUACGGCGGGAAUGCAUCGCAUUGGUGCCAUCAUUCUGUACGACACCUUCUGGUCCAUUGGGGUCAUCCUGCUGCCCGGUCUCUCCUCGUUCUUCAACAACUGGUCGCUGAUCUAUGUGGGGAUCACGUUUCCCACUGUAAUGCUGAUAGUGCUGCUCUACUGGACCCCGGAUUCGCCCCGCUGGCUGCUCCGGCAUGCCGUGGACCGGUUUUCCAUCGACCACGUGGAGGAAAUUGUGCGCGAAGGAGCAGCGAUCAAUGACCGCACAUUCAAGAUCCCUCCGGACUUUCGACUUCAGCUGGAGCAGCUGAAUGAGCGGCUGAAGGCUCAACCUCCACCCGCACCCUGGCGGGAGUUGUGGAAGGGAAAACGUGCCAAGACGCACAUGGUGGCCGCCCACCUGGCACUGGCGUUCUUCGUGAUCAACUUCAUGGGCAUGCUGCUCAACAUACGGUCGUUCGGAAGGGACUAUCUGGUGCCAAACACCAUCGCUAUGGGCUUUUCGGAGAUCAUUGGAUGCUUCAUGGCGCUUCACUUUGCCCUCAAGCACAACAAAUGGAAGUGGCAAUGUGCUGGGGUCUUUAAUAUAUUAGCCGGAAUUCUGGGCUGCAUGGGCUGGAUCUUCACCAAUGCUGACUCGAUGGAUGCUGAUCUGAAAGUCAGCCUGUGGAUGAUCAUCGCCACCAUCCCCAAGGCGGCUGUCUCGUGUGCCCAGUCCAUGAUCCUGGCCUGCAUGAACGAGCUGAUGCCGGCGAACAAGAAGCAGCUCUUCGUCUUUUCCGUGGUCACCUGGGCCCGGGUGUGGCUCCUCUCGGCCCCGUUCUUCAAUGUCCUGAAGAAGAUCGACACGGCUAUGUCGUUGACCUCGUACUGUGUGUUCAGCAUCUUGGGCGGAAUCUGCACCAGCCUACUCCUCACGCCCAGGACGAGUGUGGCUCCGAUCGUGCCUCAGGUGGAAGCGAAUGACAAGAAGGAGCAGUCCCCCCUAAACGCCGCCGUUUGGACCGUCGAAUCCGAUGUGAACAAUACUCGAUUGUAGGCGGAGAGGAUCGCACUGCUUUGCCAGCCAAUAGCCUUUGUAUAAGUCAGCUAAUGAAACAACAUUCUUCUGUGAUUAGGUUAAGUGAAUUGUUAUUAAAAAUGCCUGAAGUUAAACUACAGAA
Molecule: messenger RNA, 2639 nt
Organism: Drosophila gunungcola (fruit fly)
Lineage: Eukaryota; Metazoa; Arthropoda; Insecta; Diptera; Drosophilidae
Product: solute carrier family 22 member 13
Exons: 5
Coding region: 791-2515 (574 amino acids)
Biological process (GO): transmembrane transport
Molecular function (GO): transmembrane transporter activity
Source: RefSeq, a predicted model, not a curated record